AUACAUAUUGAUGUCAAUAAUUAUUGACGUUGACGAAAUGUUAAGAUUUGUGUGUGAUUGAUUUCGACAAAAUGAUUUUAGAAAAUAUCCUUAGCAGUUGGAGUUCAAUACGAAAUAAGCUUAUCGUUACAAGUAAAAAGCGUUCUUUUAAAUAUGGUCUACCUUUUAUCGUAUUUGUUGUAGGUGGCUCUUUCGGUCUAAGAGAGUGGACCCAAAUAAGAUAUGAAUUCUCACAAGUAAAAGGAGUUAGUAAAGAAGAAGCUGAGAAAAUGGGUUUGCAUAGGGAAAAGAAUGUUUCCCUUGAGACUGUUUAUGAAGACAUUCAAAAGUUGGACAUUGAUAACUGGGAAAACAAACGUGGACCAAGACCAUGGGAAGACAAUGCAACUACUAAAUAAGAUAUGAGAAUGAAUGAGAAUGUUGUUGUUAGUGAUUGUUAAAAUUUAGUAUUAU
This is a messenger RNA of Chilo suppressalis (striped riceborer), 453 nucleotides long. Lineage: Eukaryota; Metazoa; Arthropoda; Insecta; Lepidoptera; Crambidae. The record is from the annotation of a GenBank genome assembly.